ACGCAAAAAUGAACGAAAAAGAAGAAGAAGUAUCGCUGAAUCAGAUCAAGCUCAAGCCACGUAUUUCACUUUUCAAUGGCUGCACAAUCAUUAUCGGAGUUAUUAUUGGAUCAGGAAUCUUUGUGUCACCAAAAGGAGUCCUCCUUGAAGCCGGCAGUGCUGGAAUGUCUCUGCUCAUUUGGCUCCUCAGUGGAGUAUUUGCCAUGAUUGGAGCUGUAUGUUAUUCAGAGCUCGGGACACUAAUCCCCAAGUCUGGAGGAGAUUACGCGUAUAUUUAUGAGGCGUUUGGUCCUCUUCCGUCAUUUCUUUUUCUUUGGGUAGCUCUUGUCAUUAUCAAUCCAACAUCUUUGGCGAUUAUUGCCAUAACAUGUGCAACUUACGCUCUUCAACCAUUCUACUCAUGUCCUGUACCGGACGUUGUUGUCAAUCUUUUCGCCGGAUGCAUAAUUGCUGUUCUCACAUUCAUCAACUGUUGGGAUGUUCGAAUGGCAACAAGAACUAACGAUUUCUUCACAAUCACCAAAUUAAUUGCUCUCACUCUCAUUAUUACUUGUGGAGGAUAUUGGCUCUCAUUGGGGCAUAUUGAUAAUCUUGUGAUGCCCGAUGUAGCAGAAGGAAGUCAAACAAAAUUAUCAGCUAUUGCAAUGGCGUUCUAUUCUGGAGUUUUCUCAUUUUCGGGGUUCUCUUAUCUGAAUUUUGUUACCGAAGAACUAAAAAACCCGUUCAGGAACCUUCCACGCGCAAUCUACAUUUCCAUUCCUAUUGUUACAAUUGUCUAUAUGCUCGUCAAUAUUGCAUAUUUUUCAGUAUUAACCGUUGAUGAGAUUCUCGAUUCCGAUGCAGUGGCCAUCACAUUUGCCGACAAAAUUCUCGGAACCUUCGGAAGCAAGAUACUCAUGCCAUUGUUUGUUUCCUUUUCCUGCGUAGGUUCCCUUAAUGGAAUUCUCAUCACAUGCUCCAGAAUGUUCUUUUCUGGAGCUCGAAACAGUCAACUACCUGAACUGUUUGCAAUGAUCUCAAUCAGACAACUUACUCCGAUUCCAUCAUUAAUUUUCCUUGGUGGAACUUCAAUCGUCAUGCUCUUCAUUGGUAACGUGUUCCAGCUUAUUAACUAUCUGUCAUUUGCUGAAUCACUCGUUGUUUUCUCUUCUGUCGCUGGGCUUUUGAAAUUGAGAUUCACAAUGCCUGAAAAUGUGCUAAACGCCCGUCCAAUCAAAAUCAGUCUCCUGUGGCCAAUACUGUUUUUCCUUAUGUGCCUCUUUCUUUUGAUCCUUCCAUUCUUCCACAGUGAUCCAUGGGAACUCAUUUACGGAGUUUUCUUGGUACUUUCAGGAAUUCCCAUCUACGUUCUCUUCGUCUACAAUAAAUACCGUCCAGGAUUCAUUCAAUCUGUGUGGAUAGGCUUCACACAUUUCAUUCAAAAAUUGUUCUAUUGUGUCCCAGAACUCUCCAGUUCCUGAAAAUUCUGUUUUAUUGUCAUAUCCAAACCCGUGACUCUUUCCGUUGUUCUUUUUUAUUUCCACAGUGUGCAUUUUUUGUUUUUUUGUUUGGUUUUUUUUGCUCCCAGAUCUUUCUGCGCUUCCGUUAUCAAGCGGACAUAUCUCAAAUUGACACAGCAUUUUUUUGCUAUUUUAUCCGCUCCAUAUCUAAAAUAUAUCUUUAUGUCAUCAUUGAAAGUUUUGGUUUUUAGCACCUAAUAACUUAUUUUCUCGAAUAGAAAUAAAACGUUCUCAAUUUU
Molecule: messenger RNA, 1738 nt
Organism: Caenorhabditis elegans
Lineage: Eukaryota; Metazoa; Nematoda; Chromadorea; Rhabditida; Rhabditidae
Gene: aat-2
Product: Amino Acid Transporter
Exons: 4
Coding region: 9-1460 (483 amino acids)
Biological process (GO): transmembrane transport; L-alpha-amino acid transmembrane transport
Cellular component (GO): membrane
Molecular function (GO): transmembrane transporter activity
Source: RefSeq, marked reviewed